UUAGGGCUAACUUAAGUAAUUUUCCCCAGACCAGGCGCCGCACCAUUCUCGUCCUCCUCCGCACUCACUGCUUUUUGGUCUGGUCAUCAAUUCUCAUUGUCAAUCCUCUCUUCGGUUGGUCUUCAAGCUCCUCUUCCAAGAUGAGUCCUCGUCACGACAUCACCAGUGUUUAUCAACCUGCAGUGGCAGUGUGGCUCAAUCAAACAAUUACUCAGUCCUUUCCGCUCUUCUCUCUCGAAUCGUUAUUCUAACUGCCGCCGGCUUGGAGAGGGUCUCUCGCUCUCCUUCUCCUUCUCCUUCUCCAAUCCACGGUGAUGACUACUCAAAGGAAGAAUAUAUGUGUAAAUGAGUCAUACGAUUGUAAUCUUGAAGAAUGGUUGAUUAAACACAACACUGAUGUUAGGUGGUCAAGCAAGCACCACACAUGGAAUUUGGAUCCUGUUAAAGCAUCUAUUAAUUGGAACUUAGAAUGGCCCACAUUAGAUACGGUGCAAUUGGUGCAGGGCAUGAUAACAUCUAUCAUAGAAUUUCAUGAUAAGAAUGGAAUUCACAGUUAUCUUCAUAAUGAUAAGAACUUUUUGUUGAAAUUUGGAAUGAAAUGCUAUUUAGGUGCACAUGUGAGAAACAUCGUUAAAGUUUUUAUUGUGCAUGAUGAUAAGUCAGAGAAAAAGAAUGGUGAUUUGAAAGAGAAAUCAAAAAAUGCUGAUGUGACUGAGUUGGCUAGCAUGAUUUGUCAUACCAUACUUGGUAAAGAGAUAAAAGAGCUACAUUCUAAUUGGAUUAACCCAACUGACAGCGUUAAUAUGCUAUACAUGACUGAUAGACAUAAAAAUGUUAUUCCAGUGGAAUUCGUGAAGAAUCAUCCAGCAUUGUGGCCAUGGCGAAAAAGAUUCAUGUUUUAUGAGAAAUGUUGGGUUCGAGCUAGACAUGCGACGGCUCACAUGCACAAAUAUAAUAGAAAAAGAGAUUACAUCCACAAGUGGGUUAGAAAUAUUGCAAUUAAUAUUAAAUUUGUUUACUGGUCUUCUAAUAUUGCUAUCGGUACACCGAUGCGACGACUUUUUAAUGAUAUGUAUGGGCGGUCUAGAAUAAAAACAGAUAAUGGCUAUGAUCUUCUUUACUUUUACAGGGUUUUUCAUCAUUACUACUGUGAUCAAGAUAAGUCGCAAAAUCUCAUUGUACAUCAAACUGAUAGCAAGGAUUAUAAGGACAAAGAAUUUAUCGAAAUUGUAACGAUACAGUAUUUUCCAUUGUUUUUUGUAUAUGAUUUAUUUUUUUAGGUAUGUGCUUCUAGAAUUUAAUAAGCUAUUAUUUCUUUUUGUAAUUAGAAUUUAUUAUAUUAAUGUAUCUUUUUGUGCAAUUUCCUUUUAUCUGGUGUAGGAAGCGUAGGAGGAGGCAACCAUUUUUCUGUUGCAGGAAGUGUCAGGACACCAGAUAAAAGGAAAUUGUCCUACGACAGAAAAAUGGUUCUCCUCCUACACUUCCUACACCAGAUAAAAGGAAAUUGCACAAAAAGAUACAUUAAUAUAAUAAAUUCUAAUUACAAAAAGAAAUAAUAGCUUAUUAAAUUCUAGAAGCACAUACUUAAAAAAAUAAAUCAUACGUGUCUAAUGUUUUGUAUAUGGUCACAAAAAAUAAUGGAAAAUACUGUGUUGUUACAAUUUCGAUAAAUUCUUUGUCCUUAUAAUCCUUGCUAUCAGUUUGAUGUACAAUGAGAUUUUGCGACCUAUCUUGAUCAUAGUAGUGAUGAUGAAAAACCCUGAGAAAAUGAAAGAGAUCAUAGUCAUUAU
This is a messenger RNA of Hevea brasiliensis (rubber tree), 1790 nucleotides long. RefSeq lists its product as uncharacterized. The record is from RefSeq and is a predicted model, not a curated record. Bases 315 to 1280 code for a protein of 321 amino acids. NCBI's taxonomy places the organism in Eukaryota, Viridiplantae, Streptophyta, Magnoliopsida, Malpighiales, Euphorbiaceae. The transcript is spliced from 2 exons.